UACACCCAGCUCCGAGCAAAUCUCUGGAUUUUCACGGAUAACCGCGGGGGCGAGGCCCGGGGUGUCACGUCGAGGCUCGGGGAGGUGACCAAGGAUGGCGACGAGGAAGCGGACCACCGCGGAGUCCGGGGCCCGAGGUGGGGCGGACCUAUGAGUGUUCUGGAUAUGUCUUCUGUCGCGAGUGUCAGUCCGGGGCUUUGCCUCAUUCAGUGUCUCUAGCGCAGUCUAGGAUGGAUCCCAAGAUUAUGGAGUGAUGGCAAGAGAGGAUCCUAGAGGAAAGAGGCCCUUCAAGAUAUGGGACAGUUGGAGAAACAUAAGGAAAAGUUUGGUAGUCAACAGUCUUAAAGAUCUUGAAUUUCGAGGUAAAGAGAAGCUGAACGUUCCUCCCAAUGAGCCAGUGAGACUAGUGCUAGAGUCGGACGGUACACAGGUUGAGGAUGGGGAGUAUUUCCGCACUCUCCCCAACAACACUGUGAUUCUGCUGUUGCGGCAAGGCGAGCGCUGGUAUCCGACUGGUGUGGACGUCAUACGUACAGCAAUCUCAGCGAUCCCGAAGAUCGUAUGUGAAACAAUACAUGCGCUUGAACUGCAGAAUGAAACUCCCUCUUGGAAGAUCAUGGACAACAAAGGUCGAGUCACGGUCGUCCUACAUUGGGACCAGCGGCAGCAAGGCAGUAGCAGGAGCGAGCCAGGAACGGCAGCGUCGAGCGGGACAGCGACACCCAAGAAACAAUCUAGUCUGGUGAUACAGACGAGUGUGGACUCGAGCGGGAAGAAGGAGACGCUGAUCAACGAUGUGUAUCCGCCUCGCUACACGGCCAGUCCGCAGAUCACGGUCAUCAACCACGACGACAUUUCCGCGUCCAGUUCCUACCACCACCCGCGCCUCACCAAGCAAGGGUCGUCGUUCGAGAGCUCGACGAUCCACGUCCACACACCGGAGUGCGCCAACCACGCUCACCAGCCCUCCGUCUCUAGGAGUGGCUCCCCUAACAACAACAACAGCGAGUGCGACUUCCAUUGCUGCGCGCUGCAUGAGGAGGGACGCAAGAUCGCGGUGCACAAGUCGGUGGCGACCUCCCCGAUUCAAGACUCGCUGUCAACGUCGCCCCAACAGCACCCGUCGUCUAUGUCAGACGGCUCGCGCAGGGCUGCCGGAGUGCCUAAAGGUCAUGUUCGUUUUUUAGAUGUCGAGGGCGGUCACCGACAUGCCCCCGUCGACCACGAGAGUUCCGAGUCCGAAACGGAAAACACUGUCGUAGAAGACGAAGCUGUCACCACCGAGAAGUUUUUACUUUUGAUAGACCAGCUGUCGGUAGAUCAGAAGAGACACCUGACGAUUAAAGAUAUCGGUAUAAUAUUGGAAAGGUUGAGUUCCAAAAUCCUCGACGUGGAGAGGUUGGACAGAGAGAGUGAGAGCGACGAUUGCUACAACUGGACGAUCAAAGCGACGAUCCGAGGGGACGUUCUUCGAGAGUUGGGCGUCAUCUACAAUGGUAACUACUACGCCAUCUCCGAACACCCUGGGUACAAGGAGGAGUCAGAGGAAACACGAGAGGAUGUCGAGGAGGAGGAGGAAGAGGACGACAGACUGUAACUAGGCGGCGUGUUUAGUUUAGUUUGUUUAAAUAACAAAGUUAAAUUUCCAGUGGUUUAAUAUAUUAAAACAUAGGAUUUUUAUAGAUUUUUAGUGUCUAAAGGGUGCUCAUAACCCCUGUUGAAAAUUUAUUGUGUUACUCGGUGGUGAAACGCCCGCGUAUUUCUUCCACACCCCGUUACCGUACUCCCUAAACUAGAUGAACGAAGGCAAUCACGUGUUUUAAACCAAAAACUCCACUGUAUACUAGUUUUUUUAAUUACGUGCGUCGUGUAUAAAAACGUUUCGUUGUUAUCGUGCGUGUACGACUCGAACCUCCGAGUGACGCGGUUAUGUAAACUCAAUAUUUUUACGGCAGAACUACUAUGGGCGUUGGUUGUGCAGUGUCCACCGUCUCCACCGCUGGGACUUUCCAUUAUUCACCUUUUUCCAUUUAGUGAGUCGACUGUGUUUUUACAACUCUCCUCCAUUUAUUACAACUUUAGAUACAUUUGAGCAAUAGUAUACUAUAAAUAGUUGUUUUAUUAUACGUUGAUAAUUAGUUGGUAAUCAGUAUUAAGGUUGUGCUCUACUGGGGUGGAGAGUUCUUCUGAAUAGCUUGGUCAAGGCCUAUGGCUGUGAGGCGUGUGCCAAACCAUUACUAGUGUUUUCUAUAGAAUUUUGUACUUUUAUUUGCUGUUAGAAUUUACAAUUAUUUCAACAGGUACUUAAAACAUCAUAAGAAGUAAUUUGAUAAAAAUAUCCACCACUUUAACUAAGACAUUGAUUCUACUAUCACAGAAAAAAAUUUUG
Macrosteles quadrilineatus (aster leafhopper) is the source of this 2389-nucleotide messenger RNA. RefSeq lists its product as uncharacterized. The record is from RefSeq and is a predicted model, not a curated record. The transcript has 4 exons. Bases 254 to 1597 code for a protein of 447 amino acids. NCBI's taxonomy places the organism in Eukaryota, Metazoa, Arthropoda, Insecta, Hemiptera, Cicadellidae. Gene Ontology annotation, biological process: regulation of apoptotic process; apoptotic process.